Molecule: messenger RNA, 2647 nt
Organism: Tuber melanosporum (Perigord truffle)
Lineage: Eukaryota; Fungi; Ascomycota; Pezizomycetes; Pezizales; Tuberaceae
Exons: 5
Coding region: 1-2163 (720 amino acids)
Biological process (GO): meiotic chromosome segregation
Cellular component (GO): nucleus; chromosome, centromeric region
Source: RefSeq, a predicted model, not a curated record
AUGGCAAGACUUAAUGACCCCCAGACGGAGUCGCUGGAAGCACUCAAGAAGCGGUUCCUGCGCCAGAAUCGUGAAAUAGCUAGGGUCAACUCCACCCAAUCAGUCCGAAUUCGAAACCUGGAAGACGAGACAACCCGUCUACUCACAGAAAACAUUGAGCUUAGGGAGCAGGUGAUCAAACUACAGGCUUCGUUAGAUAGGCGUGAAAAGGCUAGAGUGGUAGUAGAGAGUGUCGAGGCUACUAAGAAGAAGCUGGAGGAAAAGGUUGCAGAGUUGGGUGGGAUUGUGAAGGGAUUAGAACAGGCUAUAACGACAUCGCCAGAAGGAAAAUUAGCAGUUAGGCAACCAAGGGCCAACAUAAUUUCACAUCACCAGAGGAUAUGGAAGAGCCAACUCACACUGGGAGAGAUGCAUGAUGGGCAGUUACCUGCAAUUCAUGAGGAUGCUCGUUCCCGUCGAAAUAGCCUAAACGUGGAAGAGCAUAGGAGGAACAGCCUGAACUUUGAGGAAAUCAACUUACCUCCGCCACAGCUAGAAGAUAACAUACAUGACGACUCUGAUGAAGACCUGAAACCCCCCGUCUCUAGCUUACUCGAUAUCCGGCCGAGACGGAGGAGAGAUAGUGCCAUGGCAAUAGAUUUAGGGGUACUCAACAAACCUGCUGUGCCAUCAAAAACUCAACCACCUGCGCCAUCAAACGAAAACACCAUAAGUAAGGCAUCCAAGCACAAGUUCGAACGAGAAGCAGAGGCAGUUAUGGAAUUGGUAGCAGACAUGGAAUUCAAAUUCUCCAAAAUAUCCGAGCAGCCAAUUGAAGUAGUGAGGUCAGUUGGGGGAGUCGAAAGUGCGGGGACCGCAGAUGCGCCUAGAAGCGCUGAGGAAGAUCAAGCGCAGGAGGGACAACACAAGGCUAGGGAGGAGGGGGCUCCAUCUAAGAUAGUCCGGCUCGUGUUGAGUUCUGACGCGAGAAAGAGGAAGGAAGCUUCUGUUUCCAUUGGCGAAGAAUAUGCGCCCCCUAUUGCGCCCGCCAUCUCUACCAGCAGCAGACGAGCGUUGGGGCCCAGUAAGUUCCGGCAUCUUUUUAAUACCUCCCCACAUCGUUUGAAAAGUCGGGGCGUGUCUAACACUCGAGAUACAGAAAGUACCAACUCUGAUCCUACCAAUUCACCAUUAAAGAAAGCAAGAAUAGCCUCUGCCCUAGGCAAAGAUGAGAAGGGCUAUGGAAAACCCGAAAAAGUCGACCUCCCCCCUCCUCCCUCAAUGAAAGCCUACCGCAGUUCCCAUGCUCGGGAUGUCGACCCAUCUCCACCGGAUACCGAGCAACCCACAAACGUGCGCGCUUCUAGACGAGCGAAAUCAGGGGUCAAUUACGCAUUGCCAAAUCUGCGCGACAAGAUGAGGCGGGACGACAGAGCUGCAGAAGCGGCCAGGGGUGAGGGUAGGACUCAAAAGCGUAGCUCUGCUGGAAGAUCCAGGAGUAAGGAGUCUGUGGUAGAGGGUGAGCUCAAAGUCAAGAGUGAGGACCCAGAAGAUGCGGACGAUGAAGAUCAAUGGCUAAACCUGCCACCCAUGCCGCUGCCAACGCAAACCUCGCGAUUGGAGGAGGAUCUAAGAAAGCACAAGGAAAGAGGGAUCGGAGGUUUAUUAGAAAGGAAGCCAAGUAGAGAGAGAGAGAGAAGGGAAAAAGAUUUGGAGUCAGGUCUACCCCCGAGCGUAAUUUCCCAGCGAAAGAGGAGGACUAGUAGUCUGCACUGCCCACCUAAUGGUAUGAACCCUGGGAAUGAGGAGGAAGGCAGGUCCAGGGCGGCCUUUGGGCAUGGUGAGGGGAAACGAAAAACGGUAACUACUGAAGGUCCGGACCCUUCUACUGAUUGCAAUCACCGAACUUUGAUUGACGCCAGCACCGCCCGGAAAAAGGUUUAUAGCCAUCUUCCACCUUCAUCUACCAAAGUGGAGGAUAACGAAGGGGUUUUCGAAGGUGUUUGUGGGUCCAGACGGGUGACGCUUGGUGGAGAUCCAAUUGGCAGUGAGGGGGCAAGGACAGUUAGGGGUGUAAAAAGCAGCGGACAUCUGACGAGUGAGGAUGGAGGCGAUGAUGAACGAAGGAGAUUAGGCCCGCCUGGGCCCGGGAUUGGAGCUAGGCGAAGAAGUAUGAUGCUUUAGGGAUGCAGUUGGCAUACAAGGUUCCGAGGUUCAUUUUUUUUUCGGCUCUAUUCCGCACGAGAUAUUACGCUCAUUUGGCAGUCGGCAGGCUUGAUCAGCAUCAAGGCUGUCUAGCUCCGGCAGCUGAGGCAAACUAUUUCCCAACCUGCCUUCGUUGUCACCUUGACAAGGCAAUUGAGCCGGGUGGAGGGUUUCUUCGUUCUGUAAAAGCAUCUGUACUAAUUCCCAGAUUUAUGUUCUUUCUUGUUCAUAUUCGUUUCUCGGCAUUGCGGAAAGAGGCGUGUGGGUCUUUUUAGUCUCCUUUUCUCUUAACGAUUUCGACGUGAAAGAAGACCCUUCCCCGGUCUGUGUUCUACGACUUUGUUUUUUUUUCGUCGGGGUUAUACAGGUUUUUAUUUUGUAUUCUAUCUUUGUAGGGGGAUGUCUUGUCUGUAUAUUUGUUGCCACCUUGUAUGAUUCCCAAAUGUUUUCUUGUUGGUGUUGG